Molecule: messenger RNA, 2470 nt
Organism: Halteromyces radiatus
Lineage: Eukaryota; Fungi; Mucoromycota; Mucoromycetes; Mucorales; Cunninghamellaceae
Product: acyl transferase/acyl hydrolase/lysophospholipase
Exons: 6
Coding region: 19-2325 (768 amino acids)
Biological process (GO): glycerophospholipid catabolic process
Cellular component (GO): cytosol
Molecular function (GO): A2-type glycerophospholipase activity
Source: RefSeq, a predicted model, not a curated record
CGGUUGUAUUAUUUGCUAAUGUCAGUACUUGCACGAGGGUUACCUUUUGCUGCUGUCGGUGCUUGGGUUUUGUAUUCCUAUCGUCACAAUAAUGUUUGUCCACAACAACAAAAUCAACAACAAUGUAAUCAACGAAAACGACAAACCGUGUUUCUACCUUUAUCCUCUCAACUUCCACCUCCCUUUUUAUCUUGCGAUCCUAGGCUUUUAUUCUCCAUUACAUGUUUGGAAUCGAAUAACAAUACUUCAAAUGAAUCUAUUGAUCAAAAUAGCAACAUUAUAGAAAAGUCAAAGGCAAAUUUUUUGGAAUUACAAGACCAACUUUUUCGGAGUAUACUGACGAGGUUUCCUUUGGUGGAGAACUUUCAAAAUAUGACAGCUGCUGAUCUACGUGAAUCUUUGGCCAACUUGUGGGAUAAUAUGACUUUGAAUGAUAUCAUUGACUCUGUAAAGGAUGUAAAAGAUACUGUGGCUAAUCCUGAACUGAACCAAGAUGCAGUAGUUAGGCAAGGCCGACAUCUAUGUCAUCAAGAAAAUGUUUUUUUACAGAAAAGAAUGGAGUUUCAACGAUCAUCCUUUGCUAAAUUCAUUGGUGUUGAUGAGAAAGAAGUGGAAUUAGAAGAUAUUCCUGUGAUCGCCGUCGCUUCUAGUGGUGGUGGCUAUCGUGCAAUGCUAGGCUUGGCAGGUUAUCUCAAGGCGAUGAAAGACUCGGGUGCAUUGGAUUGUAUUACCUAUAUUGCAGGUAUUUCGGGAUCAUGCUGGGCAUUAUCAUUAUAUUAUAGUGUUCUCACCAACUGUAAUUCGGAUACUUUGAUCUCUCACCUCAAAUCACGUGUUGGAAGUCAUAUAGGCAGUGUAUCUCAUGUUUUAUCUCUUGCUGCUGCAUCCACUCAAAAUGCAAAACUAUUGAUACAGGGUAUUGGUCAACGAUAUCUUCAACAAAGCACUGUCAAUUUAGUGGACUUAUUUGGAACUCUGAUUGGUGCUACAUUAUUCACAAGAACAGCUAUCGAAAAGGAUGAUGAUGAUGGUGAUCAACAUGAAGUGGAGUUUUUACUGAACAAGACAGAUAUGAAACUAUCAAGUCAGCGUCAAUUUUUUGAAAAUGGAAGUCAACCUAUGCCAAUCUACUGUGUGGUACGACAAGAUCUAGGAUUGGAAUCCAAAUCAGUGGAUCAAUGGAACUCAACAAACGAUGAAAAUGUGACUUUGGAACAACCUCAAGAAGAUGAUAUCAUUACUAGCGAAAUCGAAGAAGAAGGAUUACAUACUUAUCAAUGGUUUGAAUUAUCCGCAUAUGAAUUUGGCUCUGAUGAAAUACAUGCAUUUGUUCCUAUGUAUGCCUUUGGUCGAAAAUUUGUUGGUGGAAAAUGUACAGAACGAUUACCGGAACAAAGAUUGGAUAGUUUGCUUGGUAUGUUUGGCUCUGCAUUUGCUGCCAGUGUAGUCCAUUUUUAUCAGGAGAUACGAUCUUUUUUACCAAUCUCUACUUUACACAUGACAGAUGAAACCAUUGGACGAUAUCAAAAAUCUCUAUCAAUUUAUCACCCUAUCUCACCUGCAGUCUACGCAAAUCCUUUUUAUCAACUUUCAAAAACCAAGGAUACUACAAAAAAAUCUCAAGCUCUUUUCAACUCUGAAAUGUUACACCUGAUGGACGCUGGUAUGGACAACAACAUUCCGUUUUUCCCACUUAUCAACGAACGAAAAGCUGACAUUGUAGUUGCUGUGGAUAUGAGUGCCGAUAUUCAAACAGCUCCUCAUUUUGAUCAUGCCGAAGAAUACGUGAAACGCCAUGGAAUUGAAGGGUGGCCUGUUGGUGCAGGAUGGCCAAAGGAAGAUAUCAAGAAGACUAUUAAGGAAACAGAACAAACGAUAAAUUCUCUAGACAGACAGCAACACCGAUUAGAUCAUGAUAAUAAUGAAGAGUAUCAAACGUCAAGUAACAAAUCCCAAAAUGAUGUUCAGUCAAAUAUGCGACAACGGUAUGCACUUGGACCUUGUACUGUAUUCCCAACGACAACGACAACAUAUUCUGGUAUGGAUGAUGGGAAGCGAUUGAUUAUCUUGAUUUACUUUCCUUUUAUUGGCAAUGAUGAUUACGAUCCUGAUUUUGAUCCUCAAACAGCAGAUUUUUGUUCGACGUGGAAUUUUGUAUAUGAACCCGAUCAGGUAGACAAAGUAGUGGGAUUAGCUCAAGCCAACUGGAACAACAACACGGAUGUGGUGCGGACCGUCUUCAAAGCAGUUUGGGAAAGAAAGCGAAGGUUACGACUUGAACGACGUGAUGCUGAUACGUUGGCCAAUAUUUUUUUAUUCCCUUGAUUAUGUGGCUUUAUAUGUAUUGUACUGGUUUUAUUUUUAUUUUAUUUUUUAUUGCAUCCUCCUCCAUUUUACAUAGCAUUCUUUUAUCCUUUUUUUAUUAUUAUUAUUAUUAUUUCAUCUUUAAUAAACAUUCUCUCCUCUAUCA